Molecule: messenger RNA, 764 nt
Organism: Loxodonta africana (African savanna elephant)
Lineage: Eukaryota; Metazoa; Chordata; Mammalia; Proboscidea; Elephantidae
Gene: FAM162B
Product: family with sequence similarity 162 member B
Exons: 4
Coding region: 16-504 (162 amino acids)
Source: RefSeq, a predicted model, not a curated record
GGAAAAGGGUGCAGCAUGCUCGCGGCAGUCGGGAGCCUCCGGUGCCUCCGCCUGGGGCUCAGCGUCCGCUGCUUCCCGGGAGAGCCUCCAAAUGCCGCGCGGCGUCUGUUCGCAGCUCUGCCGCCCGGGGGCCUCCCCCGCUACUCCAGCAGCGGGGCCCCAAGCGACUCUGGACCCGAAGGUCCCGGGAAGGUUCGCAGGGCUUCCGCCGAACACAGACUUUCGCAAUUCGACAAGAAAAUCCUGUUGUGGACCGGGCGUUUCAGAUCGAUGGAGGAGAUCCCUCUUCGGGUCCCGCCAGAAAUGAUAGAUGCUGCAAGAAACAAAGCUCGGGUGAAAGCUUGCUACAUAAUGAUUGGGCUCACAAUUAUUGCCUGCUUUGCAGUGAUUGCAUCAGCCAAAAGGGCUGCAGAACGACAUGAGUCCUUAACAAGUUGGAACUUGGCAAAGAAAGCUAAGUGGCAUGAAGAAGCUGCAUUGGCUGCACAGGCUAAGGCUAAAUAAUGUUCUGAGUGACCGUGUUCACUUGAAUAUCAUUACCAUUAUCAGCAACAAUAAAAGAUAAGCAAAAUAUUUAACAUAUCUGCUAUGGUUUUAUUUUGGUGAGUUUUUUUUUUAAGUAAACAUUUUAUUAAACUAUGAAACGUAAUUCAGAAAAGCACACAGUCUAUAUAUACACUGUGAUAGAUUUUGACAAAGUGAAUACACCUGUGUAGCUACUGUCCAGGUCAAGUUGUAGAAUAGCAACAGGACCUCAGAUGCUU